Molecule: messenger RNA, 258 nt
Organism: Symbiodinium pilosum
Lineage: Eukaryota; Dinophyceae; Suessiales; Symbiodiniaceae
Source: the annotation of a GenBank genome assembly
GACAAAGUGGCCAGCUUGCAGCAGACGCACGGCCACUUCACCUACGGUGGGAACAAGCUGGACCGCAACUUGCUGAACUGCGCAGGCACGGUCAUGAAGCAUGUGGACGCUGAGUCAGAAAAGCUCCUGUGCGAGAUCUCGCCCAAGUACGGGGAUAUCUUCUCCCAUGACCCGACUCGGCUCAAACACAUCUUCAAAAGCGGGCCCGACGUGGCUACCUUCACCUUGGGCGUGGCGAUGAGUUUGCUGGCCCGAAAG